Messenger RNA from Centruroides sculpturatus (bark scorpion), 1617 nucleotides. RefSeq lists its product as uncharacterized. The record is from RefSeq and is a predicted model, not a curated record. The transcript has a single exon. Lineage: Eukaryota; Metazoa; Arthropoda; Arachnida; Scorpiones; Buthidae. Bases 1 to 1617 code for a protein of 538 amino acids.
AUGAGACGCAGCACCUACCGCCAAGGCUUAAAGGAAUACAUCAAUAUCACCCAAUGCGAAAAGGAGAAUGAGAACGUGGUGGACAAAAUACAAAAUAAAGUUAAGAGAUUUGCAAACUCCAAAUUGGCAAAAUGCCUUGCAUUGGGCAACAUAAUAGUCGAUUCCCCGGAUACACCAAGACUUUUUGCAUUUGCCAAAAUGCACAAAAUGGGCCAACAAUUACGUCCAAUAGUCGAUAAAAUCAGAGCUCCCACAAGAAAAUUGGAGAAAGCCAUUCACAACCUACUUUCUCCCCACCUCAAGGGCUACCAGUAUACCAUCGAUAACCCAGUUGAGCUCAUCCACCUCCUUCGGGUUUUGUCUUCGACGCCGCAGUAUAUUACCGUGCUAGACUUUAAAUCUAUGUACCCAUCGGUGGAGCUCCCUCCAGCUUUUUGCUCCCUUAGGGACAUUUUGCUUAAUUUGACUCAAGAACAAGCAUUACACCAGCAAGUCAUUGAAUUAGCCAAUCUGAUCUGUUAUAAUUCUAUCUUUGCAUUUGACAAAGAAGUCUACAAACAAAAAAGAGGAGUCCCCAUGGGUAGCCCAGUAUCCGGGGACCUAUGCGAAAUGGUCGUUAGGCAACUUGAACGGAAAAUACUUCCACUGUUCCUCCCGAACAUCUUACUCUAUAGAAGGUAUGUGGACGACAUCCUCAUCAUGUGGAAGACAAUACCUGACAUCUCAAAUUUCAUACAAACCGUUAACGAUAAUCCCUACGGCCUAACGCUGGAAAUGGAACAAUCUAGCAAUACUGAGGUCCAUUUUUUGGAUAUAAACAUUAAAGUAGAAGGAUCCACCAUCGUCACGUCGGUAUACCGUAAACCUUAUGCCGCCUCUAUAUACAUACCGGUAGGUUCAUCCAACCCAUUCACCUACAAGGCUGCAGCAUUUAAUACUUUGAUUAAAAGGGCCUUUUCCCACUCGUCCACCACGCAAGCCCUCAACACCGAAUUGAAUUAUAUCAAGAGGAUAGCAGCCAAGCACGGUUACCAUGGUCUAACACACAAUCUAAUUGAGCAACAUCAACGCUCACAAUACGCACCCACUACGAGUACAAAGACCAACACUGACCAGGAUGAACGUACACGCCUCCCAGUCACCUUUAACCCAUAUGUUAAAGCAAUAUACGCUGAGAUCACCGGAAAACAACAAUUACAAAUAGCCUAUAGAAGAUGCCCAACAAUCUACGACAUCCUCAGAAAUGGAAAAGGCAGUCCAGUUCGUAGCAGGCUUCCUGGCGUGCACUCUAUCCCGCUGAAAGAUAACAGAUGUAACGAGAACCUUGUCUAUAUCGGCUCAACCAAGCGAUCUUUAAAUACCAGAGUGCAAGAACAUCAAGCAGACCUUCGGCAUGGGCGGUACACCACGGCCCUAACCACCUUUGCAUCUGAUUCCGAUAUAGAACCGGAGUUCGACAAAGCCGACAUCAUCGACACUACGCCCCACCUGGAACAACUAAAAUGGCGGGAAGCUAUAUCCAUCUGUAAGGCUAACCACCGGACCACAUGUAUAAAUCGGAAGGAUGAGAUAAAUCUUUCUAUAGCGUGGCAGGCCCUCAUAAACAACGAUCUAUAA